AUGGAACGCCUUACUCUCCUUCUUGUUUUGGUUUCGUUUGUUGUAAAUGUAAAUGCAAGAGCUUUUGAAAAUACUAUUUCAGCUGGUGUUGAAUCUGAUGAGAAUGUUGUAACCUAUCAAGUUUUAGCAAAUAAACCAUUAAGUAUGGUAUCGGCUGAUGAUGAUUCUCAACAUGAAUAUAAACUUGGUCAAGUCGGUGGUCUUGGAGCAUCUGUUAAAAAUCCUAAUCGAUUAUUUAUUUUUCAUCGAGCACCACGAGAAUGGAAUCAAGAGUAG
Molecule: messenger RNA, 276 nt
Organism: Rotaria socialis
Lineage: Eukaryota; Metazoa; Rotifera; Eurotatoria; Philodinida; Philodinidae
Source: the annotation of a GenBank genome assembly